Molecule: messenger RNA, 2271 nt
Organism: Anopheles moucheti
Lineage: Eukaryota; Metazoa; Arthropoda; Insecta; Diptera; Culicidae
Product: nitric oxide synthase-interacting protein homolog
Exons: 5
Coding region: 49-930 (293 amino acids)
Cellular component (GO): nucleus
Molecular function (GO): ubiquitin protein ligase activity
Source: RefSeq, a predicted model, not a curated record
GUGCUGCACGUAUUUGCUCGUAAAUUCAGAAAGAAAAACGCGUUAAUAAUGACUCGCCACGCUAGAAAUUGUACUGCCGGAGCGGUUUAUACGUACCACGAGAAGAAAAAGGAUGCGGCAAACUCCGGGUUCGGUACUACAUCCCGCCGCAUUGGUAAAGAUUCGGUGAAAAGUUUCGACUGUUGUUCCUUGACGCUGCAGCCUUGUCGAAAUCCAGUAAUAACAAAAGAUGGUUAUUUGUUUGAUAAGGAAGCCAUCCUUACGUACAUCAUCUCGAAGAAGAACGAGUACAGCCGCAAGAUGAAGGAGUAUGAAAAGCAGGUCAAGCAGGACGAGGAAGAAGAGACUGCCAAGGCAAAUGCAGAACAGCAAAAGAAGCUGGACCGGUUCAUCUCGACGGAGAAGAAUAUCGUGAGCAAUAAGGCUGUCAUACCAAACGCCGAAAAGCCAAGCACUAGCGGAGCUAUCUCGAACGUGUCGCUUGGUAAGCGAAAGGAACUGCCCAGCUUCUGGGUACCGUCCCAAACACCAGCGGCCAAGAUAUCCCGUAUCGAGAAGCCGGACAGCAAAAUCUACUGCCCCGUAUCGAACAAACCGCUAAAAGCAAAGGAUCUGAUUGAGGUGAAAUUUACGCUCGUCAAGGAUCCGGCCGAUAAGAAAUCGUUGAUUGCGAAGGAAAAUCGCUACAUGUGUGCGGUGACGCACGAUAUCCUAAACAACUCGGUACCGUGCGCAGUGUUGAAACCAACCGGAGACGUCGUUACCAUAGAGUGUGUUGAAAAAAUCAUCAAAAAGGACAUGAUACAUCCGCUAUCGAAUGAAAAACUCUCGGAAUCGGAUAUUAUUCCUUUACAACGGGGUGGAACUGGCUUUGCAACGACGAAUGAAAAAUUAGAAGCCAAAGAGCAAAAACCAUGCCUGCAGGUUUAAUUUAGUUCAAUUCUAAGUAAGAUAAGGUAAUCUUUUUUAACAUUCUGGACCAAACAGGACGUUCUGGUCUAAGCUAAGUUGACAUUUUAAUCCAGAUCAUCUUUUGCUGUAUACAUUAAACACAAUAUAAGAGUAAAGAUCGGAGGUAAUUGUAAGCGUAAUGGCCAUAACAUUGGUCAAUGACUGUAAAUUGCAGUGGUAAAAGUAGAGAAAUUCACAAUCACCAAGUACAUGCAAGGAUAUUGAGAACAGUGCAAACUGGCUCCGUGAACCGGUCAACUACCCUGAGCUCGGUGGCCAUCAGCUGCAAUUUGGGAGAAAAGGCCAUGGCCAUUCGACAAACACCGGAGUGCUUUACAGUGGGCAGCCACAAAGCAAAAGAAGCAAUGCGUCAUACGGUUAUAAGUGCACGUAAAUAGCCUCCUCGUAUCACAGCGUGCAGCUGGUCGCAGAUAAUUGUCGUCCCAUCCCUUGUACCAUUCCCUUCCUACGUACUUUUGCUUCCCAUUCACGUACAGAUGGACAGCACGGAAUGUUUGUCAUUUUUAUCUAUCCAUAACCGCUGCCAUAACGGCACACGCGCGAGAGCUAUUGAAGCGAUGGCCUUGCGAGAACGAUCAGAACCGUUCGCGGUGGGCUAGCUGCAUCAAGCUGCAUAUAUGACGUAUUUGUCAGCUCGAUGGAGAAAAUACGGCACUAUCAAAGCAGGAAAUGAAUGUGUUGCAGUGUCUUUUAACCGGAAAACACUUUAAGGUGGCGCCCAUUUCGGUGUUGCCCUAGCUGGGUACAGGCUGUAAAAGAAUGAGGCACUGCAUGUUGCAAAAAUGUGCGCUAAAUGUUGAUAACAAUAAGAUAGUUUUAUUGGUUUGACCAUUUGCCACGAUGUGCGCGUCACACUACGAGCAACCCGAUCCUCGUAUACACACUGCCGUGUACCGCACUCAUGUAAUGCUCGUUUGUUUUGUAAGUUUGCUCGCUUCCUGUACUCAUACCCGGAUCCCCCACCGAUCGUACCGUGACCGUGACUAUGGAGGGAAGUGUGGAUGACCUUCGGCGAUAGUUAACGUUACUAGCGAACUGACGAUGGUUACAGCAAAACCGCGUGUGUGCGAGAUCUAUGACCGGUUUGAUAGUGGUCGUAGAAGGGUAAGCCGUGUUGUACUCCCGGUGCCUUACGACUCCGAUGGGGGUGCAUGGAUGCGAUAAUAUGGCAGUGUGUUUCUAAUACCACAAUCAUUGCAAGUAUUGCAACUGCAUCAAAAGUGCGAGAACGGGGCCGAGAUGAGCCAACACAGCACGAGCAGGCCAAAAAAAAGGUAACACAAAUAUUUUUAGAGAAUU